This is a messenger RNA of Columba livia (rock pigeon), 7014 nucleotides long. RefSeq names its product rho GTPase-activating protein 39. The coding region runs from base 1545 to 4577 and encodes 1010 amino acids. Gene Ontology annotation, cellular component: cytoplasm; cytoskeleton. The record is from RefSeq and is a predicted model, not a curated record. The transcript has 10 exons. Lineage: Eukaryota; Metazoa; Chordata; Aves; Columbiformes; Columbidae. Gene Ontology annotation, molecular function: protein binding; GTPase activator activity. Gene Ontology annotation, biological process: signal transduction.
ACCUAAUUUAAAAAUGACAGUGUUUUCGGGGUGAAGCACAGGAAUGUGAGUUGCGCUCGGCUUGCUGGAGAGGGGUGAGCAGGAUGGGGUUCGCACCUCACCUGGCAGCGGGCGGGGAGCCAGGCUCACCUGUUGGCAGUGACAAUGGAGGGCCAGGUGGCCAGGCCAGUUUCCCAGGCUGCAUCCUGCUUCCCACAAACACGGGCGGAUUUCACGGCUCCUCUGAAUAACCCCAUUCAGGGAGAAUUCCUCUGGUCGCUCUGUGCCUUGGCUGCUGGGCCAGGAGUGGUUGAAUUAAGUUUGGCUGUGCAGGGAGGAAGGCACAGAGCCUGGCAGAAGCACUGUCAGCCCCGCGGCUGACGCCAGUUGCUCUAGUGCUGUUUUGCUGGUGGGUUUUUUGUUGUUCUUUUUUUUCAUCCUGGAUCAAAAGCUCAUUGAACAUUCCUGCGAGCGGGGCUCUCCCCAGGGGCACCACAUUUCAGCUGGCUUCCCACAUUGUCUGGGGGAGAGGAGGGAGGGCUGUGCUGGCAUUUUGCCCAGUACCUCUGUGACGGUGCAAGGUGUUUGGAAUGAAUUUUUAAAUUUCUCUUGUAUUUGAAGUUGUUGGGUUUUUUUUUCUUCUGCCUCUUCUCCAGCAGAACUUGGGUUGAGUUAGUCCGUAAGAAGGAGUGUCUUGGGAAGGAAUAGCAGAUCCCCUUGAGAGUGGAUGUAGAGUACCAGAAUUCAUCCAGAGUGAAACCAUCAGCACAGCACCCUGCUCUGGGGCUGCCAGCGGCAGCAGCUUCCAGCAGCUGCUUCUGCCUCCGUGCUUGUGCAGCCAAGGGCGCUCGGGGAUUACGGCUGCGGGUUGCUUGCAUUGGGACGAACUGGGAAACCCGACAAAGCCACGCAGCUUUGGGGCUAUCGUCCCACUAGCCAGUGCAAGGGAGCACAGGGCUUCUUGCACCAGAUUUCAGCGUAUCCCCGCUGACUAUUUGGUGCUUUUUUAGUUCAGUGUUUGCCGGGUUGAUGAGACAGCCCUUUCCUAUCGGUUGGUUGGAGGCUAUUUGGAGCGAUGCUGAGGUCACAGCGGAUUGUAGGAAUGCAGAUUUUGAAGCCAGGUUUUUGGUUGGAUAGUUCACAUGCCUUCUGUAUUCACGGCAGGUUUGCUUAGCUGAAACAGAUGUCUUGGCCUUAGCUGGGAGCACAUGAGCUACAGGGAGAUCUAAGUGUGCUGGCCCUGGUGUGUUUUGUAACCAGGAGAAUUUUAUGGUCGUCCUUAUGAUGCAAAAGGCUGCUUCAACCUGACCGUUACAGCUGAAAACCUCCCGUGAGACUUGCAUGUUUAAUGUGGCAACAGGAGAUGCAGAAUCUGGUUCGCUGAAUGCUGCCCUGCUUUAGGGAUACAAGAGGCACAUGCCUCCCAUUCAACUGGUUUACUUGAUCACUGGAAAAAUGUUAUGUGUAGUGGUGCAAAGAUGAAAGGAAGAAACUGAGACUCCUGUAGUGAGCUGCUCAAUGGCUCGGACUGGGUGGAGAUCAUCGAGCCCCGCUCCCAGGAGCGGAUGUACGUCAACCUGACCACUGGCGAGUGCGGCUGGGAGCCCCCUCCCAACCUGAAGGUGCGCCAGUCGGACCAGAAGCAGUGGUGGGAGCUCUUUGACCAGAACAACAACCGCUUCUACUACUACAAUGCCAUCACGCAGCAGACGGUGUGGCACCGGCCCCAGGGCUGCGACAUCGUGCCCCUGGCGCAGCUCCAGGCCAUGAAGCGCAGCUCCCAGCCCGACUGCCGGGGCCGGCAGCACCGGGGCAGCGCCGGCAGUGAUGGCAGAAGCACCCCCAUCCAAAUGGCCCUCCUGCAAGAGAUGGAGAAGGGCAAGGGGGACUGCGCCGUGGAGAAGAGGAAAGACCCUGGCAGGGAGACUCCUACCCACUGGCAGCCUCUCCCAGGCACAAAAGCAGCCAUGUUGGUCAAAGUGAACAGUCUGCGGCAGAUACAGAGCUCCUCAAACAGUUCGCUGCACCUGCAGGCCGCUCCAGAGGCCAACAGCCAAAAAUCUCUUCCGAAACCAGCCAUAUAUGCUCAGCCUCAGUCCACAGCACAGAGCCCUGGAGCCUCAAAGCAAUUGCCUGUGGGAGAAACCAAGCAGUCUAUGCAGAUCAAGAAGACGGAGAAUGGUGGGUUUUGCAUAGUGUUGAUGAAUGGUCCAACUUCUCCAACACCUCCGAGGAGCCAGGCAGGAACCCCCCAGCCUGCAUCCCCCAAGUACGCCUCCCCAGCACCUAUAUACGAUGAGCCAUCUUUAGAGUCUCCGAUUUAUGAUGAGCCACCGGUAGAUAUGGACACCGAAAGCGUCAGUAUGAGUGGGAUGUCUCCUCCAAGGUCGCCAAGCAAUAGCUUAAAAAAGCAACUGCAACCAACCAAAUUGUUACAGCAUCCAGGUAUGCCACAGCAGCAGGCUGCAAAGAAACACGCAAGAAAUCCCUCUGCUACUGAAUACAGCCCGGCUGGCAGGGAGUAUAUAAAACACAUGGUCAACAUUGACCAGUCAGCCAAGCUCUCCCACUCUCCUGCUGCAACAGCUGAUGCCUCUGCUAAACUGCCUGGUCAGCUCGCUUCAAAGGACAGCUUCAAGCAGUCUUGGAGGAUCUUGGAAGCCAACGUCCUCAAGAACAUGGGAGCCCACCACAGCCGGCAGAACAGCCUGCAAACUCAAGAGUACCCAACCGCUAUAAGCCAUCAGGAUUCUGGUUAUUCGACCGGCCCUUCUCCAAGCUUGAGAAAAAGGAAAGGAAGGAGGCAAGGGACAGGUCAGGGCAGACCUGGCUCCGUGGGCAGCAGCAGCGAGCUCACGGCUCUGAACGAUAAGCUGAUCGCCGAGAUGCGCGCGGUGGUGGGCAGGUCAGCGGCGUGCAGGGGAAGCAAAGCCAGCCUCGAUGCUCAGAGUCUGGAGAGCGGCAUCCCGGCAGAGAGCUGUAGAGUCAGAUUUCAGUCCGACCACUUGAAAAAGUGCAUCAGCCGGAGCUCCAGGGACGACAUCUCGGCGAGUAACAGGUCUCUGUACAGACAGGGCCUGGAGAGCAGGGGCAGCGUUCCCCACGAUGUGGCUGCUCCGCAGGACACGGUGAGGCAGAAGAGGACUUUUGAGAAAAUAGAUUCUUUAGAAAAGAACGUGACCAGCCAGACAAGUUUGGCUUCAUCAGAUGCGACACGCCACUCCUCCCAGCCUGGGACAAUCGAGUUGGACCCCAAGCAGGAGAGCAGCGGCCAGCCUGGCAGCUGUGUGGGAUACCACUUCCCUUACAACACCCUGCGGAAACCCAUCUCGCAGAGCAGCAUGGCAGACUGGGCUUCUAAAAACCUCAACAUGCACACACAGGGCAUCUUCCGCCGGAGGAUCUCCAUCUCCAACAUGCUGUCCUGGAACGGCGGCUCUAUUAAGAAGCCAAUGCUCAUCACUAGCAACCGCACCAUCAAAAAAGAGGCGUGUGAGAUGUUCAAACUGGUGCAGAGCUACAUGGGAGAUCGUCAGACUCGCAUGGACCGGAAUCACGUGGCGUUGGUCACGGUCACCAAGUGCUGGAGCAUGCAAGGUUUACGGGAUGAGCUCUACAUCCAACUGAUCCGGCAGACAACAGAUAAUACGUGCUACCGAAGUCUGGCCUGGGGCUGGGAACUGAUGGCCAUCAGUCUGGCCUUUUUCUCCCCAUCACCCAAAUUUCAGUCUUAUCUGGAAGGUUACAUUUAUCGCCACCUUGAUAGCGAUGAAAACAUUGUCCAGCGCAUCAAGGAGCUUGUGGAUCUGAAAAACAAGAAGAACUCAAAAUCCAGGAAAAAGAGGAAACAAAACACCGAGAGUGAAGGUCUGCCCAUCAGCACCUACGCCAGAUACUGCUACCGCAAACUCCAGAAAGUGGCCGUCACCGGAGGCAAGAAGGGUCUCCGAAAGCCGACAGUGGAAGAGAUAACCCACGCCAGGAAUGCCAUCGUGACGCCGUCGCUCUUCGGCAGCUCUCUGGAGGAAAUCAUGCUGCGGCAGCAGGACAUGUACCCGGGGAACAAGCUGCCCUGGGUGCAGACGCAGCUGUCACAGCAGGUCCUGGCUCUGGGAGGAGAACAGACAGAGGGCAUUUUCAGGAUACCUGGUGACAUAGAUGAAGUCAAUGCCUUGAAGUUGCAGGUGGAUCAGUGGAGAAUGCCGAGCAGCCUCAGCGACCCCAACGUCCCAGCCUCUCUUCUCAAGCUGUGGUAUCGGGAGCUGGAGGAGCCCGUCAUCCCCCAGCAGUUCUACAAAGAGUGCAUCAGCAACUACGAGAACCCCGACGCUGCCGUGGCUGUGGUGCAGCUCUUGCCGGAGCUCAACAGGCUGGUGCUGUGUUACCUCAUACACUUCCUGCAGAUCUUUGCUCAGCCAUCAAAUGUGGGCAGAACGAAGAUGGAUGUGAAUAACCUGGCCAUGGUGAUGGCCCCCAACUGCCUGCGCUGCCAGUCUGACGACCCUCGCGUUAUCUUUGAGAACACGCGCAAAGAAAUGUCCUUUCUUCGCAUGCUGAUAGUGCACCUGGACACGAGCUUCAUCAAAGGGCUGGUCUGAGCCGCUGGCCCUGGGCUCCAAGGCAUCGCUCUGGGGAGCCGCUGAGUGCCCAAAGUCCUCUCCUCUCCACUUAGAUUUCUUUAGUUGUCCUUGCUGUUGUCACACCCUGGGUUAGCCCCUGAGCAUCUCCCAGCAAAUGACCUUGUGGACAAGGACUAGACACUCUUGGAAGGCUCGGGCUGUUCAGCACCAAGAGGUCCUUGGACAUGCCAGGCCAGAUUGAGUGGUUCCUGGCCUUCCAGCGUGUGCCAGGAGGGGCAGCCCUCCUCCUUGGAGCCGCAGGACUGGUUGCUCGUUGGAAGGGCUGUGACAUCCAUGAGAAGCUGCUACCUGGAGCAGCGAGACUCUUCAUCUCCCUUCUGGAGUCAGAGUUGGCUUCAGGUAGGAGGACAUCACUCCCGUGUUGUGGCAUGAGCUGGUCCUGGGGGAGAUGCUGCCUCAUUGGGGAUAAUCCCACUGCCAUGGAGCCAGCCCGGUUCACCUCUGCAGGCUCUUGGUUGGACACCUGAGGGUUGUUCCAACACCUCAUGACCUGUGAAGGUGUGGGGGCGUUUGCUGAGGCAGAGGGGUUCCUUGGGCUGCCCUGGUCAGUGGAACAGUGGAAGCACAUUGCAGCCCAGGGAGGGGUGUUUGAGCCUCCACUGCUGGUGGCUGGACAGGCAGACAUCCCACAGCGGGGAACCAGGGCAGGCUGGGUCUGCACAGCAUCCAUCUCACCUUCUCCUGUAGCAGCUUGUAGUCAGCAUGUGGGACCAGCCUGUGCCAAGCCAAACCAGCUCCCGCCCACACUCUGGGGGGCUGGGACAAGAGGGAGGCCCCGCACCUGACAGCAAACAGAUAAACAGCCUCUUUGGUAUCCUCCUAAUGAGAGCCGUAUCACCUGGAGUGGCCCUGAAACUCCUUAGUGCUACAGGCAGCGUGAGCUGACACCAGCCUUCCCAAAGGGCGUCUGGGACUGUGCUCAGAGCAGCUUCCACAGCUCCAGCACCUGGUACCGGAUCCUUCCCAGAGCGCUCUGCUGGGAAUGGAGCGCCAGCCUCACCUGCCCUCCUGGUCCAGGCAGCUCUGAAGAAGGCUGGGAAGGUCCCCGGCAGUAAGAAGAGCUCAGAUGUGCCUUCCAGGCAGAGCAGCAGCAUCGCCGUGUGCUCGUGAAUGCUGAUCCUGCCUGGAGUCCCCUGCGGCACCUUUGCUCUUCCCACCAGACUCUGGUAGGAGUGGCGGAGGAGCAGGGAAGGGGACAGAAGGGAAGAGGCAGGUCGGAGCAGCUGAGGUUGAUGGAGCUUGUGUAGGGCUGGUGUCAGGCAGCAGCUCAGCAUUCUCACUGUUGCCAUUAAACCCCUGUGGCUUUCUGUGUGCCACCAGAAGUGAGGCACAGCAAGGACAGUGUCUUUCAGAGGCAGCGCAUGGAUUUCCCUGGAUACUGUUGUGUGUUCCUUUGCAAGCAGCAAUUUCUAAUUCUGUGGCAUCCUGGUGUUACUCUGCUUUUCCUUUGACGCGGUUUCCCUGCUGGAGGCAGAUCUGCUGCAAAAAGCUGCGCAUUGGGAUUCCUCAUGCGAUGCUAAGCCUGCCGGUAGCAUCCAAGGCUGCAUUUCAUUUCUGCAUCCGCCUCCCGUUCACAUGGGGACCUGGGAUCAUCCUCUCCUGAUGGCAGUGGAGAGCGGGCCCUGCCAGCAGUGAGGCGUAAAGCUGAUCCCUGAAUCUGUACCAAAAGUUUGGGAAUAAGGUGCGAGGGGCAGGGAGUGCCCUGAGCCUGCUGGCUGCCUGGGUCUCGUGAUCCAGGCACGUUUGCUCGGGUGGGCUCCACAGCGGGAGCUCAGUUUGUGCCCAGUUGAACAAAGGUCGUGGUUCCUCUCCUUGUACCAGAUGCUUCCGUGGUUCAGCAGGCCAGGAGAUCCUGCUCCCAUGUCAGGAUUAGCUCUGCCAAACGUGCCCCCAAAAAUGUGCCAGGAUCUGUGUCACACACCCACCCCAUCCCACCCCAGUGCUUCAAAGCCAUUCAGUGCAGUUUGGCUUCCUGAAGCGCUGAACAACUUGUACUUCAGAUGUGGGGCUACUGUCCCAGAAAUGUAGAACUGGGCAGGGGUGACCGGCUCUGCCCUGUUUUCUGAAAUUGGAAUUGUUGAACAGGCUGGGGGUGCCGUGUCCUGCGUGUGGCUCUGCCGUGCUCUCUGGGCUGCGUGUCCCCGUGCCGGGCUUCGCCUGCAGCCGCUCACCGCGGAGCUGAUCCAUGUUAUUCCUUGCACUUAGCUGUAGCAGUCAGUCAACCCAUAGGCAUUUGCUGCUAUUACAAAUGAAUGCUUUUUGCCAGGGCUGUAAAAUAGGCUAAUAAAUGACACUGGAUAUUAUUUUCUUUGCCAACAGAUUUGUAAAUACAAAUCAUUAAAGCAGCCUCUUCUCUGUUAUAAUAAUAAUAAUAAUAAAUACAAUCUCCACAGUU